CACAAACCUGGACCCCAAGCUCAGCCCUCAUCUACAAACACCACCUCUCUUCCUCUCCUCCUUCCCUUCUUUGGCGCAACCUUUACCUUGAGCUUGAUCGUGUUCGCCACAUAAUUGUGCGCGUGCAUACUACAAUUACUACCCUUCUGACCCCUCUCCCCUUAAGCACAUCUUCGAGCUUGCUGUGAGCUCAUCGCAGUCCCCGCGCGGCGACACCAUGUCCGAAUUCUUAGGGUGAGAUCAAUCGCCUGGACCCGAUUUACAUUGGCCGGGUGCUAACAUGCAGCGAUUGAAGAGCGAGGAUAUCACUGGUAUCCAGGAGCGACAUUAGGUAAGAGACACCUAGUCUCAUCGCAAUCUUCUCCGCGCUGACAGACUCACGCAGAUAUGUCGGCACGCUCCACGAGAUCAACUCAGAGGCCUCGACGGUCGCACUAGAAAACGUAUCCUCCUUUGGCACAGAAGGGCGUAAACAGAACCCAGAUGAGGAAAUCCCACCGUCCGAUAGCGUAUACGAAUACAUUGUCUUUCGUGGUAGCGAUGUGAAGGAUUUGCGAAUCGAGGAAAAGCCAGCCGACCCAGAGACCAAACGUCCCCAAGUCCCCAACGACCCUGCUAUCCUUGGUGUAAGUCAUCCUAUUUCACAUAUUAUUCGAUUACCUUUUUCGAUGUUAUCCUGCUUUAUGUGAUGAAAAAUUCCGGAUGUUAACUCAUAUUGUCUCCGAGAGCGCAAAAUCGUGUGGAGAUUUCCGUUGCCUUCCUUCUGAUUCCAAAGCUAUAAAUAUAUUAUCGUUUUUAAGACGUUUGCUUGUCGUCUUUUGCUGAUUAUCAUGCUUAGGGAACUCGACCAGCGCCUCAAGGUCAAGCUACUCAAGGUCCUCCAAGACAGGCUCCAAAUCCUCAACAAGCUUCCUCUCCCCCAUCCUUUCCCCAACAGGGUCCACCACCUGGUGUUCCUCCAUUCGCUCAACAUCACCAAUUCCCUCCUCCAUUCUAUCCUCCCCCACCAGCUGGAUGGGGUCGCGCUGGUCCUGGCCCUGGGCCAGCUGGCUAUCCCGGAAUGCCUCCAUUUGGCGGUGCACCCCCAGGAUGGUAUCCGCCUCCAGGCCAAGGAUUUCAACCUCCAAACUUCUCCCCAUAUGGCUAUCCUCCUGGUCCUCCAGGCCAGUUUCCUCCAGGCCAGCAGCAAGGUCAGCCACCUAAGCCAGCUCCGAUUGGCCCUGGCGCAAACAAGCAAGCAGCACCAGGCCCAGCUGCUCAGCCAAAUGAUCAACAAGGAGAACCAAAGAGCUUGGCUAAGCCGACGGAAAUGGCUGCCGCCGCCGUUCAGAAGGUUGCAUCACCACCAGCUGCCUCUAAAGAUUCUUCCCCUCCCACGAAGGCUACUGAAGCAAAGCCACCUACUUCACAAAACAACGCGUCAGCGGGUCCAGCUAAGCCAACGCCAAGUGGUCCUAAAAACAACAAUCGCAUUCAGCCAGCGCUCCCAUUGCAAAGCCCAGCGGCUAUCAAAACCCCAUUGACCAAUGUCGCUAAUGCUAACGCUACUUCUGAGUCCGCUUUGAAAGAUGCAACUGCUGCUGCGACCGCUGCCGUCGCGGCUGCGAUGGCUAAACUUCCACCUACUGGUGGCCAGGCAAAUGGAAACAACAUGGACAGUUUGACCAAGAAGGUCAAUGAAAUGAGAGUCAACGAGCCAACUCGUGCGCCUCGUCAGCCAACUGGUGCGGGCGGGUUUAACACCGGAAGAGCACCACGUGGGGGACGAGGCGGUGCGAGAGGUGGUGCUGCUCCAAAAGUAGAGGUUCCAACUACUGAUUUCGACUUUGAGGAGUCUAACGCCAAGUUUAAUAAGCAAGACUUGGUGAAAGAGGCCAUCGCUGGAUCGCCAUUAGGAGAGCAUGUUCCAGAGGCUGCACCCGAACCAGAAGUUCCUGCUGGCGGAUAUAACAAGUCGACUUCGUUCUUCGAUAAUAUCUCAUCAGAGAGCAAGGAUCGAGCUGAUGCAGGAAAUUCAAGACCAGGUGGACGAGAGUGGCGUGGCGAAGAACAAAAGAAGAACUUGGAGACUUUUGGCCAAGGAAGCGUCGACAAUGCCCACGGAUAUCGUGGUGGGUACCGUGGACGAGGACGUGGACGAGGUCGCGGCCGCGGUUAUGGAGGCAGAGGAUAUCGUGGAGGACGAGGUGACGCACAAACUAUUGUGCAAUAAUUGAAAUACUGGACUCCCAAAACGCCUAAUGACGAAAUCGAAAUUUCUUUUGCGUUGUAUCAAAAGUUACUAGCGACGGAUUCUCUAUUUCGGAGAUGGAUGAUUCAAUAUCUUCUUUUCUACCAGGCUUUGGGUAUCACACAACGCUGCCAUGAGUAAUAUCUCGGGAGUUUUUCAGUGUGCUUGUGUUUAUUAUUUUCCUUCUCUUUCUUUUUCCUUUUGAACUGUACCAUCAGGGACAAAUCACGGACUCUAUUGCACGAUGGACUCCGGGUAUUACGAAAACUACCAAAUAUUUGCAACGAUCUUGGCUGGAUGGCGCUUACGAAUAAAGCGAAGGUCUGAUCUUGAAUCAAUGACAGGGAAUGGGAUGUAUGAUCGGGCCAUUACGAGCUCUUUUUCAUUUGAUGGUAUUUUACUUCUUCGCGCGCCUGGUUUGGAGGUCCAAGAUCUUCAUUUGAUUCCUGGAUGGAUCGAAUGUGAUGGCAAUCAUCAUUGAAAUGGUGGAGUUAAAUGAUUUCAUCUCGAAACGGAGUACGGUGUGGUCCACGGAAUGGGUUGCCUAUUUGCUUAUCAUGCAAAUUCGGCAAAUACUGUUUCUAUCACGAGGUAAAAUGAGUGUAUACCAAUGCUGAGAUGUGGUGGGGGGAUAAUCAUAUUUGGGUUUGAGGGCCUAAUGUGGGGUCUGCACGACUAGUUACGUAUUUUGUGCAAUGCACUCCAUGAAAAAUAAAAAAACUUCAGACCACACUGUACCAUCUUGUUCAUUUUUUGAUGGAUAUUAUAUUUCCUAUUUGACUCAAAUUAUUAUAUUUCCUAUUUGAUUCAAAUGAUUUGCCCCCGUGGUAUUCCAACAAUUAUGCCAUUUCCUGAUCGUUUCUGCUAGUCCACCCAGCUCAAGUUAACUGGUCAAUGUCAACCUUCUCAACCUCCACAUACUCGCUCUUCUUUCGAGUACUAUUGCAGCAAAUCAAGACCCCAGCAUCGUCAGAGCACUCUCCAUGUGUGUUGUCUCUAUCAGAUGUUUUCUUCCAGGCCGCACAUACGAUCCCGUUAUUUGAUACAGACGUAAGUUUCUCAACGAUGGUAAUAGUCCUCGUCAUCGCAUUCCAGUCAUCAUGAUGCACAACCCUCUCAUAUCUCCCUUCAAACUCUCUCCUGGUAAUUUCCGAAUGCAUGUAAUGCUGUGUGCCAAUUCGUUGGUCCAGAUAGUUAAUAGAUUGUCGAAGACUGCUGCAAGGCAGCGGGUUCUCUCUUUUCUUGUGGCACAGGGCGUUGUGUAGGGCGAUGAUUGCGAUGAUUGAGAGGAUUACUAGGAUGCUGACUCAUAACAAUGUGGAGAUGAACCAGAAGAUUGUAGAGAGGGUGUGGAGGAUACUGGGUUUUGGUGUGGUGGUGACGGUUAGAGGGGUCUUGUCGAUGAGUUUGUGGAGUGUUUGGGGGAGGGUGGUGUUGGUGAGGGUUUGGCAGUAUGUGAGGAGACCGGGUGUUUCUUUUGUGAGGUCAAGAUGGAGACCUGGUGUUAGUCUUUUGAGGCCUAAUUUGAAAAUUGGGUUUGGGUAAGGCAUGGUGGGCGGUUGUUGUGUGUUUGUGAUUUUUUAAAGUGUGUAUUUGUUGUUUUGGGGGGUUUGUAAAGAUAUUGGGACGGGAAAAUGUGGAGGUUUUUAUAGAAAGAGAUGGAUGGUUGGUUUAUUAUGAUGGAAAUAUACUUGAGCUAAUGGCCUUGGUAUUACGCUGGACUAAGCGAUUUUCUUGGGUUAGGGAGGGGGAAAACGGAAAACUGCCGGGUUGACUAGUAGUUAGAUUCUUAUGUCAUAGAAGAGUACCAAAAGCC
Molecule: messenger RNA, 4046 nt
Organism: Hymenoscyphus albidus
Lineage: Eukaryota; Fungi; Ascomycota; Leotiomycetes; Helotiales; Helotiaceae
Source: the annotation of a GenBank genome assembly